This is a messenger RNA of Penaeus vannamei (Pacific white shrimp), 1068 nucleotides long. NCBI's taxonomy places the organism in Eukaryota, Metazoa, Arthropoda, Malacostraca, Decapoda, Penaeidae. The record is from RefSeq and is a predicted model, not a curated record.
AUGAGUGUGUUUUGCUGGAAACUCAAGUAGUGUGCCGAGAAUUGCCUCUUCAUAUCCCCCCAAGGGGUGUGAUAGCAGAUAUGGCCUCAUCAGCUUCAACACCAAUCUCGUAUGAGUUUGGGCAAAGUGAAGGCAAUCACGUAUCCAACAACAAUACUCAAGCUCGCAUUCUGGAGGGAGCAUUGCCACCUCUACAGCAGCUUGACCCUCUCCACUACCACUACCUUGCUGCUCAGGAACCAAAGUUUAGCUGUACCAGGUGCUGCAGUGUGCGUGGAAGCUGGUGGGGAGAAGGAGAGACCGUAUGGGAGCAACAGUGGGCCUCCAAUUGUAUUUGCACUGGCCACUGGGCCCAUUGUCCAGUAGCACCUAGCAAGGCUGCAUAAGACUGCUGUAGCUUGAAAAGGAGCUGUCUUAUCUCCUUUGUAUAAGGGGUGUAAAUUGUUAUUCCAAAGAACUUUUUUUUUUCCUUUUCUGAUGAACAGUACAUAUUAGCAGUUCCCUAAUCAUUUGAUGUCUUAUGUACAGUAAAUAACAGUCACUGAUGAUUCAGAUAUACAUACUUGAUAUUCCAGACUAAAAAAAGUGAAACAGGAUUCAAAUAUAUAAGAUUAUUUUCUUCCAUCUUAAUUUCUACUAGGCAGAAUGGAUGACAUCAAACUUACCUAAUUUUCUAUAAGGAAUCAAUCACCAUUUCAUGGAAACCAUAGUACGUGGCGAAUUUUAAACUGUGCGUCAAUCUAGUUGCAUGUGAUCCUUCAGAAGAAUGUCUGGUAGUAAGUGUUGGAAAAGUCAGCAAAGUACAAGCUAAGAUUAACAGUGGUUCGAGAUGGAUUUCAUUCAUGGCAUUGCUUAUUCUUCAUGUUGCUCUUUUGUAUUGCAGUUAUCUUUGCAAGGCAUGCUUGAAGUAUUUUGUUUUAGUUUAAUAUGAUUUAUGUAUUCAUUUUCCAAGUGUUCUUGAUUUGUAAAUAUUUUUCCCAAGUAGCAGAGGCAAUAGUACUUUUUCUUAUUUCCUUAUUUAUAGUGAAUAGUAGGAUAAUAUUCGGAAAUAUUAAAGAAGCCACACCA